This is a messenger RNA of Thalassophryne amazonica, 1013 nucleotides long. It is a transcript of the gene cx27.5, whose product is annotated as connexin 27.5. Gene Ontology annotation, biological process: cell communication. Lineage: Eukaryota; Metazoa; Chordata; Actinopteri; Batrachoidiformes; Batrachoididae. The transcript has 2 exons. The record is from RefSeq and is a predicted model, not a curated record. The coding region runs from base 229 to 987 and encodes 252 amino acids. Gene Ontology annotation, cellular component: connexin complex.
AUAGCAGAACGUUGGUAUUGUGAGAUGCAGUUAUAUUUAGUACAAAUGGCCACCUUGCAGUCUGCAUCAUGGCAGCUGGUGAAACAGGUCACAUGAUGCACAGUGCCAAACCGCAGUCUCUUUUAAGCGACAUGCCAUCCGCCAAGGCGGUCAGAGAGGCUUUAAUCUCCUCUGGGUUCAUAUCCAUACCCACCCGGUGGGUCACCAUCAUCCUGUACGUUGCCUCGAAUGACUCUUACACCUCCUGCUGAUCUCGAUCCACCAAAGAUGAACUGGGCGACAUUUUAUGCUGUUAUCAGCGGCGUGAACAGACACUCCACGGGCAUCGGCCGCAUCUGGCUCUCUGUUCUGUUCAUUUUUCGCAUCCUGGUUCUGGUGGUUGCAGCUGAGAGUGUCUGGGGGGAUGAGAAGUCUGGCUUUACCUGCAACACCCAGCAGCCAGGCUGCGACAGUGUCUGCUAUGACCAGUUCUUCCCCAUCUCCCACAUCCGCCUGUGGGCGCUGCAGCUUAUCCUGGUCUCCACCCCUGCCCUGCUGGUAGCCAUGCACGUGGCUCACCGCCGCCAUGUCGACAAGAAGCUGUACAGACUGACAGGCCGCAUCAACCCCAAAGAGUUAGAGCAAAUUAAGAGCCAAAAGAUGAAAAUCACAGGGGCUCUGUGGUGGACGUAUGUCAUCAGCCUGCUGUUUCGUAUUGUCUUUGAGGUCACCUUUAUGUAUCUGUUUUACAUGAUCUACCCUGGUUAUAAGAUGAUCCGGCUGGUGAAGUGUGACUCGUACCCCUGCCCCAACACCGUGGACUGCUUUGUCUCGAGACCCACGGAGAAAACAGUCUUCACCGUCUUCAUGCUGGCUGUGUCUGGGGUUUGCAUCCUGCUCAACAUCGCAGAAGUGGUCUUCCUGGUGGGGAAGGCCUGCAGUAAACAUCUGCACAGUGCUGGAGACUCCACCAUGGGGGCUUGGAUCCAGCAAAAGCUCUGCUUAUAGCGAACAGCACAUUUUAAACAAGCACA